Molecule: messenger RNA, 333 nt
Organism: Entrophospora candida
Lineage: Eukaryota; Fungi; Glomeromycota; Glomeromycetes; Entrophosporales; Entrophosporaceae
Source: the annotation of a GenBank genome assembly
AUGCCUUUUGAUGCUUCAAAAGCCCAAGCCACUAAAGGUGCCAGCCUUUUUAAAACCAGAUGUGCACAAUGUCAUACAGUUGAAAAAGGAGGACCUAACAAAGUAGGACCUAAUCUUCAUGGACUUUUUGGUCGUAAAUCUGGCACUGUUUCGGGAUUUCUUUAUACAGAUGCUAACAAAAAUAAAGGAGUGAUUUGGGGAGAAGAUACAUUAUUUGAUUAUCUUGAAAACCCAAAAAAAUAUAUUCCUGGUACUAAGAUGGCAUUUGUUGGAUUGAAAAAGGCACAAGAUCGUAAUGAUAUAAUCGCUUACUUGAAAGAAUCGACUGCCUAG